UGAGUUGGAUAGAUAUUUGACUUUAUGCCACAACCCAUUUGAAAUCUCAGUCUAUCACUGAACUUCCAAGUGGAACAAGCUCCAAAACAAAAAACACACACACAAAAGAUGUUUUUGGUGCGCAGGCAGCUGAAGCUGCACAACAGUCGGACAGCGAUGGAGCUGAUGAGGUCCAUCGCUAGCACCCAGCCAUCGAUUUGGUUGGGCGAUGUGAGUGCACCGCUACUGCCACAGCCGCCAUCACAGCCCAUCGGUACGCCACCUCAAGUCCCCAUCACGAUGGCAACAGCGGCGGCAGGAGGGGAUAAAAAGGCACCACCACCCAAGGGGGGUCCUGGUCCACCGAAGGAGCCACCGAAAGCGCCGCCACCAGCGGCUGCUGAGAAGAAGAAUGCCGGGCCACCACCGCCGCCGCCCAAACCCAAGGAGAAGCGUGUCAAGAACUUUGAGAUCUACCGCUGGCAGCCCGGCGAGCAGCCCAAGAUGCAGACCUAUCCCAUCGAUUUGUCGCAGUGCGGCGCCAUGGUGCUGGAUGCUUUGAUCAAGAUCAAGAACGAGGUCGACCAGACACUGACCUUCCGCCGCUCCUGCCGUGAGGGCAUCUGUGGCUCGUGUGCCAUGAACAUCAACGGCACCAACACCCUCGCCUGCGUCACGCCCAUUGACCAGAGCCUGGGGGGACCGUGCCGCAUCUAUCCAUUGCCGCAUCUGUAUGUGGUGCGGGAUCUGGUGCCGGACCUGAGCCAAUUCUACGACCAAUACCGCUCCAUCCAGCCCUGGCUGCAGCGCAAGAAUAUCGAGAACGAGAUGGGCCGGGCCCAGUAUCUGCAGUCCCUGGAGGAUCGCAACAAGCUGGAUGGCCUGUACGAGUGCAUUCUGUGCGCCUGCUGCCAGACCUCGUGCCCCUCCUAUUGGUGGAACAGUGAAAAAUAUCUGGGACCGGCCGUCCUCAUGCAGGCCUUCCGAUGGGUCAUCGACUCCCGUGACGAGGCCACCGAUCAGCGGCUGUGCUUCCUGCAGGACCCCUGGAAGCUGUAUCGCUGCCACACCAUCCUCAACUGCACCAAUACCUGUCCGAAGAACCUCAAUCCGGCCAGGGCCAUCAUCCAGUUGAAGCAACUGCUGUCGGGGGCCAAAAAGAAGAACAAGCCGGAGCUACAGACCGAUGCUCUCUUCUUGGGCAAGUAAUGGACACGUCACAAAAACACACUGACACCUGACACUGUUAACGAUGUCCUACACCUAUUACCUCAUGCUAAAAACACUUAAUUGCAAGCGAUAUACAACACUGUUUAUGAAUGCCUACAACACUAAAUACUAACUGUAGGCGGAACGGAAACGGAACGGAACUGAAACGGAAAGGAACGUAUUACAUAGCAGUAAAUAUCGAAAGCUCAACAAACUUCACGAUGUUCAGCACUGGUGAUGGCUUACAACACUUGAUUCCAACGAUAUUUAACACUGUUUAUGAAUGCAACAAUUACUUAACGUAAGUCAGAGACAUUUCUAUGCAACUGACGUUAUAAUGACACUCUUAACUGAAUCCCUCACAGAGUUUUAAAUACUUCAGACACGUAAUACUCACGAUAUACAACACUGUUUAUGAAUGCCUACAACACCUAACACUCCCAAUAAACUGAGUUGAAACGGAAAGAAACGGAUUACAUCGAAAUAAACAAUUAACAAUAGCUCAACAAAAACUUACCGAUAUACAGUACUUACACACUUAAUCAUAACGAUUUUCAACACUGUUUAUUAGAGCGUUAUGAGUACUUAACGUAGGAAAUGACAUUGUUAU
Drosophila obscura is the source of this 1798-nucleotide messenger RNA. It is a transcript of the gene SdhBL, whose product is annotated as succinate dehydrogenase [ubiquinone] iron-sulfur subunit. The coding region runs from base 109 to 1188 and encodes 359 amino acids. Gene Ontology annotation, cellular component: mitochondrial membrane. The record is from RefSeq and is a predicted model, not a curated record. The transcript has 2 exons. Gene Ontology annotation, biological process: tricarboxylic acid cycle; aerobic respiration; respiratory electron transport chain. Gene Ontology annotation, molecular function: 2 iron, 2 sulfur cluster binding; electron transfer activity. NCBI's taxonomy places the organism in Eukaryota, Metazoa, Arthropoda, Insecta, Diptera, Drosophilidae.